CAGCCCGCGUCGUGGCGCGCAUCAUCACAUCUAGUCGAUGCUCCCUAGUCCCUAAUCGAUCAUAAAAGGCUCCCUAGUCGAUCGAAAAACAGAAAGCCUAGUCAAUAUUAUUAGCCACCGGAAUCGCUCCUGUCUGUUUGGGGACGGCGGCGGCGGAAGGAGGAGGAGGAAGAGAGCCUCUCAGCACAGAUCAGGAUUUGGAGGCCGACGGCCGCGCUUUCGGAACUCAUGGCGGACGACGACUACGACGCGCUGCCCAUGUACGUCGAGGAGGACGAGGAGGAGGCGGCGGCGGAGAAGCAGAAGCGCCGGCAGCAGAGCCUGAAGCCUCCGCCGCCGCCGCGGUGGCUCAUCACGCCCGAGGAGAUGGCGAGGAGGAAGGUCAAUGAGGCUAUGGGCAGGAAGCUUUACGAGUACGACCCCAAAUUGGGAUCCGGCUGCUACACCCGAGUUUAUUUCUUGGACUUCACCAAGAUCGACAUCGAUGCAGAGACACAACAUGGUCCGAUGCGCUUUACAGAUUCACUUAUCAAAGAAAACCACAAGUUGGUCCACUCGUUAAAUGUACUCGGUCUGGAGAUAAUGUCCUCUGAUGUUGGCUACCCUAUCAAUGUGUAUGGGACUGUGAUAAUCAGAGACCGUCUGGAUAUGAAAUGCAACUACAUCUUCCGGCGCAACAGGGACAAUUGCCAACUCAUCAAGUCUCAGGGUGAUUCUCUGAUCCUGACUGGCCCAAGUAGAGGAGUUGUUUUUCUUGGUGAUGCCUAUUUUGAGAUAGAUCUGAAGAUUAGGGAAGACAGAGAGAGCGACGACAGGCAGUUCAACAAAGCAAUGAUUGAUGUGCUUGGUAGCAAAAUUAACUAUGUGGUUGGAAGGGAAACUAUUGAUAGCUGGCUGAGCUCCGUGGAUCUGAUAUUUGCAUAUGUUAAGACAGCAUUGGAGGGCACGGUUGAGAUAAAGAUUUUGUCGGGGCCUGAAUCUUUUUGUGGAAAAAUAACUGCUUGCACAACCGAUGUUCCAAGUCAGAUGCUGUUGUAUGACAGUGAUGUUGACGGUGCUGUUACUGUUGGUGAUGACAGGGUUAUCAAACUAUUGCGCCGUGCGGUCUCUGUCUCGGCGGAUCAGAUGUUGUUGCUCGAUUUCUCGGCCGGAAGUGGUGAUGGGAAUGCCAACAUCUCCCAUCGCAGAUGCAUGUUCACUCCACUGAUGAAAGGUGCAGACAGGGAUGAGAUUACGUGUGGUCUUUACAAGCUGCGAGUCAAAGUCGUUUGGUCAACACUGCUAAUGAGAUGAGGAUGAUGCUACAGUUCACGUUUCAAACUACGCAGUUUAAGAUAAGAAGAGAGGCAACCUCUCUACAUCUGCGAGUCUAAGGGAAGGGGCAAAACACUUUUUUUUUCUUUUUAAUUCACAGGUGUAAUUCACAGGUAAGGCAAAGCGCUUUCUUUUAAAGAAGCAUCAGGUUCAUCUUUCUUUCGUUAGUUAAGCCACCUUUUUCUAAGAAGGAUUUUAGUAAUUCUGGAUUAAUAGUACUUAGAAUGGAUUCUCAUAUUGAGAAAUUCUGUCUAGUGGCUACCUGUUAUGUCAGCACGUGUGCAUGGCCUUGAUUAUC
Molecule: messenger RNA, 1612 nt
Organism: Phragmites australis (common reed)
Lineage: Eukaryota; Viridiplantae; Streptophyta; Magnoliopsida; Poales; Poaceae
Exons: 4
Coding region: 229-1293 (354 amino acids)
Source: RefSeq, a predicted model, not a curated record